Messenger RNA from Diabrotica balteata, 1378 nucleotides. NCBI's taxonomy places the organism in Eukaryota, Metazoa, Arthropoda, Insecta, Coleoptera, Chrysomelidae. The record is from the annotation of a GenBank genome assembly.
CACAAGGCCAGUUCGUUAGUGGGCCAGUGACAGCUAUAAUGGUGGAUGUUUGUUAAAGUUUUAAAUAGAACUCUAAGCCUGUAUUUAAACGUAAAAUGUCUAAUUUCCAUAAAGUCGAAGUAAAUAAAACUGUAUGGGAGGUGCCGAGUAGAUACCAAUCGCUCACUACAGUGGGUUCAGGUGCAUACGGCCAAGUUUGUUCAGCACUAGACACACUAACAAAUAAAAAAGUAGCAAUAAAGAAAUUAGCCCGUCCUUUUCAAACAGCUGUUCAUGCCAAGAGAACUUAUAGGGAGUUAAAGCUGCUAAAACAUAUGAGACACGAAAAUGUGAUAGGACUCUUAAAUGUAUUUUAUCCCAAAGAGGACAAUAGCCAGAUAUAUUUAGUUACUCAUUUGAUGGGUGCUGAUUUAAAUAAUAUAAUCAGAACACAAAAAUUAACAGAUGACCAUGUGCAAUUUUUAGUUUAUCAGAUACUGAGAGGUUUGAAGUACAUACAUUCAGCAGGAGUAAUACAUCGAGACUUAAAACCAUCGAAUAUAGCUGUAAAUGAAGACUGUGAAUUAAAAAUUUUGGAUUUUGGUUUAGCUAGGCCUACCGAAACUGAAAUGACGGGAUAUGUGGCAACUAGGUGGUAUAGAGCACCAGAAAUUAUGCUUAACUGGAUGCACUACAACCAGACAGUAGAUAUUUGGUCAGUGGGGUGUAUUAUGGCAGAAUUAUUAACAGGGAAAACUUUGUUUCCUGGUACAGAUCACAUUCAUCAACUCAAUUUAAUAAUGGAAGUUCUAGGAACGCCACCUGAGGACUUCAUGCAGAAAAUUACAUCUGAAAGUGCUAGAAAUUAUAUGCGUUCUUUACCUCCUAUGCCUAAAAAAGACUUACAAAGAUAUAUAUCUGGUGCUAACCCUUUAGCUAUAGAUUUACUGGGACUAAUGUUGGAGCUUGAUAGUGAGAAACGAAUAACUGCAGAACAAGCUCUAGCACAUGCUUACCUCACAGCUUAUGCAGACCCCAAUGACGAGCCUAUUUCAGCCCCUUAUGAUCAAAGUAUUGAAGAUAUGAAUUUGCCAGUUGAGAAAUGGAGGGAGUUAGUACUUCAAGAGGUGGAUUCUUUUGUUUAUAUCCCUCCACAGAAUGAUGAAUGAAAAGAUGGAUCUAAGUAAUAAGAGUGUUCAAAUGCAGUAUAUUGUAUAAAUAUAUUUACAUUAAUUUUUAAUUAUAUUUGAUUUAAUUGGAUUUAGUAUAGAAAUAGUUAUUAAAUACAUUUUUUAUUUAUAAAUGGAACAUAAAAUAUUAAUUUUUUAUUUAAUAUCUGAUUUAAUGUAUUUUUGAAUUCAGUUGAAUAAUCCUUUAUAAUAAAUAAAUAAAUUUACAA